GCUCCAGACAAAAAACGCAUCAGGUCUCAGUCAGUUGGACGGCGAGGACCCUACAGCAGCGCCAGGAUAACCGUGGACACACAUUUGGGUGAUUUGAAGGCCAGUACAGCACGGGAUUUAUACGACCAGACCGCGCUCAGUUCACCAUGCAGAGACCGAGCGGUACGGGCACGGCGUUUUCCAUUGAUUCUUUGAUUGGCACUCCACAGCCACGACCGGGCCACCUGCUCUACACGGGCUACCCGAUGUUUAUGCCGUACCGACCGCUUAUGAUUCCACAAGCCCUGUCUCAUUCGUCAUUACCGUCAGGGAUCCCACCUUUGGCACCGCUGGCAUCUUUCGCAGGGCGUCUGACCAACACUUUUUGCGCGGGGUUAGGACAGGGAAUGCCCUCCAUGGUGGCGCUCACCACCACCCUGCCUAGUUUCUCGGACCCUCCAGAUAGUUUCUACCCCCCGCAGGAGAUGCCGGGACCCCGGUUAGGCGCAGACGGGACGGGGAUGAACCGGCAAGAGAGCCCGCAUGACGAACUCAAAGGCUCCGAACUCCUCAAUUUCACGGAAACUUUUCAAGCAGUUGCAGGCGAAACCAAACUCUACAGUUCAGAUGACGAGAAACUGGACCUGAAAGCAGCGGAGGCCGCGUGCAGUGACCGGGAGGACAGCUCGGCCGACAGCGAGAACGAAAGCUUCUCCGACGGAAACACCUGCGCCUCUGCGUCCCAGAAAGGCAAACUGAAAGGCGGCUCACAGGACGCGUUACCGCCGGGCGGCUCUGCGGGAAAGAGCCGCAGGAGACGGACAGCUUUCACGAGCGAGCAGCUGCUGGAACUCGAGAAGGAGUUUCACUGUAAGAAGUAUCUGUCCCUCACCGAGCGCUCGCAGAUCGCGCAUGCGCUCAAACUCAGCGAGGUCCAGGUCAAAAUCUGGUUCCAGAACCGCAGGGCCAAAUGGAAACGGAUCAAAGCCGGAAAUGUCAACAACAGAUCAGGCGAGCCCGUCCGGAACCCCAAAAUCGUGGUGCCCAUUCCAGUGCACGUCAACAGGUUCGCGGUGCGGAGUCAACAUCAACAGAUCGAACCGGGCAGCAGGCCAUGAAUGAACUCCUCAAUAUAAAUGACUCCUCAAGUGAACAUUUACUUGACCUCGUUUCACUGGUCAGGGGCCACAGAUGCAUGAAGCACAGCUCAAAGGAGACAAUUAGGAUACUUCUUUAGGUAACAAUAAAAUACACGAGGCCUACUUAAUGCUUAACGGAUUAUCUGUUUAUAUUUAUUCGAUUCUAAAUAACAUAUAUAUAUAUAUAUCAAAGUUUAUAAUAUUUGAAUGUAUAUUAACAUGUAACCUGUUAAGCAUUUACACAUGGACGUUAUUUGAAAGUGUUACCGACUUUUAUAUCUGUUCAUUUCGACAUUGCUUUCAGGUUUGUUCAAAUUCCUUUAUUUUUAAUUUAUUAUUUUGUACAUUUUGUAAAUAUGAAAUGUGUCCGCGCGACACACAUGUGCACUAUACGAGACUGUAAAGAGACUUUUUAAAAGAAUAAUAAGUAUUUAUAAGUUGCUGUCUAGUGAAUUUUUGCAUGUGUUUUGCCAUUUGUUGUCUGAUUUCCCCGUGUUGUUUUAACGGGCCGUUCUCGUUGUUUCGACCUUUUUUGCAUGUGCUCUUAAAGCAUUUCUGUCCCUCAGAGGCGGAAUCUCCCCCAGUUCUUUGUGGAAAAAACGGUGAUGGAAAUAAAUAAGCUGAAGAACACAAUGGCAGACUGAUAUAUUCCAAUCGACCUCACAAUAAAUAUGGUGCAAUAUGUUUGCAUAAAACUGUUCAGGGG
Molecule: messenger RNA, 1824 nt
Organism: Danio rerio (zebrafish)
Lineage: Eukaryota; Metazoa; Chordata; Actinopteri; Cypriniformes; Danionidae
Gene: gbx1
Product: gastrulation brain homeobox 1
Biological process (GO): regulation of DNA-templated transcription
Cellular component (GO): nucleus
Molecular function (GO): DNA-binding transcription factor activity, RNA polymerase II-specific; DNA binding
Source: RefSeq, marked provisional